Messenger RNA from Sinocyclocheilus anshuiensis, 1283 nucleotides. RefSeq lists its product as uncharacterized. The record is from RefSeq and is a predicted model, not a curated record. The coding region runs from base 1 to 1089 and encodes 362 amino acids. The transcript has 8 exons. Lineage: Eukaryota; Metazoa; Chordata; Actinopteri; Cypriniformes; Cyprinidae.
AUGUCGGCCAGACAGCCAGAGAUAACGCUCCUGGAUCACAAGUGUGGACAUCGCACGACCCAGAGGACUCGCUUUGACCUUCGUCAUUCGGAGCACGAGGCUUUGCCACCAUCCCAGAGGGCGGCAGCGCAGCCGAAACUUCCUCCAGAAAGCUCCCCCUCCGAUGCAAUGAUCGACACCCGGUCAUUGGGAGGAGUGCUGAAGGAUACCGCUGGGAAUGUUGCUCUUAAUGCCAGAGUGGUGCAGUCAUCUUUAUACCACCGAGAGGGAGUUGCUGAACAUGCAGUAGAUGGAAACAGAGACACCGAUUACAGGAAGGGCUCAUGCACUCAUACUCAAGUGCAGCUUAACCCAUGGCUGAGAGUUGACCUCGGAAAUGCCUACAGCAUAAGCAAAGUUGCCCUCACUAAUCGUGGAGACUGUUGCAAAGAGCGACUUAAAGGAGCUCAGAUUCGUAUCGGUAACAACCUGGAGAACAACGGAAACAACAAUGAGCUGGCUGUAACUGUUCUCACUGUUUUUGAUGGCACAAAAACAUUUGAGUUUGAGCCCAUUAGUGGCCGAUUUGUCAACAUUUUUUUACCCGGGAAUGAUGAAAUCCUUACUCUGUGUGAAGUCGAGGUGUUUGCAGAAAAGGACAAACCACUGUACAUUUGUGUUCCAAGGAAUCUUGCUCUUGGAGGCAAAGCUGUCCAGUCUUCCAGAUACAGUGCAUUAACAGCUGCUCAUAAUGCUAUCGAUGGCAACAGGGAGUCAAAUUACGCCCGCGGGUCAUGCAGCAUUACUAACGCGGACAGGGACCCCUGGUGGAGAGUCGACUUGGGAGACGUCUACAGGAUAACCAGGGUUAGCGUCACUAAUCGUGGAGACUGUUGUGAAAAGAGGAUCGAGGGGAUCCAGAUCCGUAUCGGCAACAGCCUGCACAAUAACGGCAACAAUAAUGACCUUGCAGCAGCUGUUGGGCCCAUUCCACUUGGAGGCACAAAAUCAUUUGCAUUUAAGCCUAUUAAGGGGCGAUAUGUCAACCUUAUUGUGCCUGGACGCAAAGAAUACCUCACACUGUGUGAAGUUGAGGUAUAUUCAGAGUAAGUGGAAUAAAAUGAUGUUACACCACAGUCACUGAUCCCCCCAAAUGACUGUUUUCUGAGCAAUACUAAUAUUGCACUUUUUUUCAUUGUUUUCAUUUUACUUAUGUAUACCUUUAUCCUUCCUCCAAUUGGGUGGGACUUGUAUUUACACCCCAAACACCCCCACCUUUGUUUAUCUUUGCUUUCUACAUGAAU